Cyprinus carpio (common carp) is the source of this 1553-nucleotide messenger RNA. Its product is annotated as fibroin heavy chain-like. NCBI's taxonomy places the organism in Eukaryota, Metazoa, Chordata, Actinopteri, Cypriniformes, Cyprinidae. The coding region runs from base 153 to 1553 and encodes 466 amino acids. The transcript has 6 exons. The record is from RefSeq and is a predicted model, not a curated record.
UUGACCUGUUCUCCUUGGAUCUUUAAAACCCCAUUUUACAGAGGUUGAUAUUGCAGCAACACAUAUUUGUUUUAGUUUUGUGCACUUUGCUGUCUGCUUCUCCUGACGCACCAAUUCAGCGCAUUUUCCAGCAGAGAUCACAGGCCGGGAGGAUGACAGCUCGAGUGUAUCUCUCGUUGAUUGCUGUUUUAUUGUGUCUGUUUGGAUGCUUGAGCGUAACUCACGCUAUUCAAAGACGAACCACAGUGGAUGGUUUCUGUCCGGCAAGGCUGAUGGUCGUGCCGUCCCAUCGAGGAUGUUCUUCAGAUGAAGACUGCCCUGGAGGACACAAAUGCUGUCGAUUUGACUGUGGGCCUGUUUGCGUACUACCUGUUUUCAUGAAGCCGGGUCAGUGUCCCAUACCGGAGAUGAUUCCACUGUGUGCUGAAAGCUGUUUCAAUGAUGGCCAGUGUCCUGGCACACAGAAAUGUUGCCCAACCACCGGUGGCUUUGCAUGCAGUGGACCACGUGGUCAGGGAAGAGGUCAGGCAAGUUGCCAGGGAAGAGGUAUUGGCCAGGGAAGCGGUUAUGGUCAGGGUUAUGGUGUGGGAAUGGGAAGCGGUUAUGGUCAGGGAAGCGGCAUGGGCCAGGGAAGCGGCGCGGGAAUGGGAAGCGGUUAUGGUCAGGGAAGCGGCGCCGGAAUGGGAAGCGGAUAUGGUCAGGGUAUUGGCGUGGGAAUGGGAAGCGGUUAUGGUCAGGGAAGCGGUGCUGGAAUGGGUAGCGGUGCGGGCCAGGGUAGCGGUUAUGGUCAGGGAAGUGGCGCUGGAAUGGGAAUCGGUUAUGGUCAGGGAAGCGGAGCUGGAAUGGGAAGCGGCGCUGGAAUGGGUAGCGGUUAUGGCCAGGGUAGCGGCGCUGGAAUGGGAAGCGGUUAUGGCCAAGGUAGCGGCGCUGGAAUGGGUAGCGGCGCUGGAAUGGGUAGCGGCGCUGGAAUGGGUAGCGGCGCGGGCCAGGGUAGCGGCGCUGGAAUGGGAAGCGGUUAUGGUCAGGGUAGCGGCGCUGGAAUGGGUAGCGGCACGGGCCAGGGUAGCGGAGCCGGAAUGGGAAGCGGUUAUGGUCAGGGUAGCGGCGCCGGAAUGGGUAGCGGCGCGGGCCAGGGUAGUGGUGCCGGCAUGGGUAGCGGCGCCGGCAUGGGUAGCGGCGCCGGAAUGGGAAGCGGUUAUGGUCAGGGCAGCGGCGCUGGAAUGGGCAGCGGCGCUGGAAUGGGUAGCGGCGCGGGCCAGGGCAGCGGCGCCGGAAUGGGUAGCGGCGCGGGCCAGGGUAGCGGAGCCGGAAUGGGAAGCGGCGCGGGCCAGGGAAGCGGCACCGGAAUGGGAAGCGGCGCCGGAAUGGGAAGCGGUUAUGGUCAGGGCAGCGGCGCUGGAAUGGCGGCGCCGGAAUGGGAAGCGGCGCGGGCCAUGGGAAGCGGCGCCGGAAUGGGAAGCGGCGCGGGCCAGGGGAAGCGGCGCCGGCAUGGGAAGCGGGCGCCGGCAAAUGGGAAGCGGCGCUGGAAUGGGAAGCGGCGCGGGCCAGGGUAG